Messenger RNA from Dipodomys spectabilis (banner-tailed kangaroo rat), 2472 nucleotides. RefSeq names its product acyl-CoA synthetase long chain family member 6 (gene Acsl6). Lineage: Eukaryota; Metazoa; Chordata; Mammalia; Rodentia; Heteromyidae. The record is from RefSeq and is a predicted model, not a curated record. Gene Ontology annotation, molecular function: arachidonate-CoA ligase activity. The transcript is spliced from 21 exons. Bases 16 to 2184 code for a protein of 722 amino acids. Gene Ontology annotation, biological process: long-chain fatty acid metabolic process; long-chain fatty-acyl-CoA biosynthetic process; very long-chain fatty acid metabolic process. Gene Ontology annotation, cellular component: endoplasmic reticulum; membrane.
CCCUGGCCGACCGGCAUGCUGACCUUCUUCCUCGUGUCCGGAGGCUCCCUCUGGCUGUUUGCGGAGCUUAUCCUCUCACUUCUGGAGAAGAUGCAGACCCAGGAGAUCCUGAAGAUAUUGCGGCUGCCCGAGCUGGAUGACUUGGGCCAGUUCUUCCGCAGCCUCUCAGCCACCACCCUCGUGAGUAUGGGUGCGCUGGCUGCCGUCCUCGCCUACUGGCUCGCUCACCGUCCAAAGGCCUUGCAACCACCAUGCGACCUCCAGAUGCAAUCAGAGGAGGUAGAGGACAGUGGUGGAGCCCGGCGAUCUGUGAUCUGGGGUAGCUCUCAGUUGCUUACCCACUACUAUGAUGACGCCAGGACCAUGUACCAAGUGUUCCACCGUGGGCUUAGCAUCUCAGGGAAUGGGCCCUGCCUUGGCUUCAGGAAGCCCAAGCAGCCUUACCAGUGGCUGUCCUACCAGGAGGUGGCCAACAGGGCCGAAUUUCUGGGUUCUGGACUUCUCCAGCACAACUGUAAAGCACAAACAGAUCAGUUUAUUGGUGUUUUUGCACAAAAUCGGCCAGAGUGGAUCAUUGCAGAGCUUGCCUGCUACACGUAUUCCAUGGUGGUGGUCCCACUCUAUGACACCCUGGGCCCUGGGGCUAUCCGCUAUAUCAUCAAUACUGCGGGCAUUUGCACCGUGAUUGUGGAUAAGCCACAGAAGGCAGUGCUUCUGCUAGAGCAUGUGGAGAGGAAGGAGACCCCAGGGCUCAACCUGAUCAUCCUCAUGGAGCCAUUCGAUGAAGCCCUGAGAGAGAGGGGGCAGAAGAGUGGGGUGGUCAUCAAGUCCAUGCAGUCUAUGGAGGAUUGUGGCCAAGAGAAUCGCCAAGCUCCUGUGCCCCCGCAGCCUGAUGACCUCUCCAUUGUGUGUUUCACUAGUGGCACAACAGGGAACCCCAAAGGUGUGAUGCUUACCCAUGGGAACGUGGUUGCUGAUUUCUCCGGCUUUCUGAAAGUGACAGAGAAAGUGAUCUUUCCGAGACAGGACGAUGUGCUCAUCUCCUUCCUGCCUCUGGCUCACAUGUUUGAGAGAGUGAUUCAGUCUGUUGUCUACUGCCACGGGGGACGUGUUGGCUUCUUCCAGGGGGACAUCCGCCUCCUCUCGGAUGACAUGAAGGCUCUGCAACCCACCAUUUUCCCUGUGGUCCCGCGACUGCUGAACCGAAUGUAUGACAAGAUCUUCUCUCAGGCGGACACUCCAUUAAAACGUUGGCUCCUGGAGUUUGCAGCCAAGCGCAAGCAGGCUGAGGUCCGGAGUGGAAUCAUCAGGAAUAAUAGUAUCUGGGAUGAACUCUUCUUUAAUAAGAUUCAGGCCAGUCUUGGUGGCCGGGUGCGGAUGAUUGUUACUGGAGCAGCCCCCGCAUCACCAACAGUUCUAGGAUUCCUCCGGGCAGCUCUGGGAUGCCAGGUUUAUGAAGGUUAUGGCCAAACUGAGUGCACAGCUGGAUGCACCUUCACCACACCCGGGGACUGGACCUCAGGACAUGUAGGGGCACCUCUGCCCUGCAAUCUUAUCAAGCUUGUGGAUGUGGAAGAACUGAACUAUUGGACCCACAAAGGAGAGGGAGAGAUAUGCGUGAGAGGACCAAACGUGUUCAAAGGCUACUUGAAAGAUGAAGACAGGACAAAGGAGGCUCUGGACAGCGACGGCUGGCUUCAUACUGGAGAUAUUGGGAAAUGGUUGCCGGAAGGAACUCUUAAAAUUAUUGAUCGGAAAAAACACAUAUUUAAACUUGCUCAGGGAGAAUACGUGGCCCCAGAGAAGAUUGAGAACAUCUAUAUCCGAAGUGAACCUGUGGCACAAAUCUAUGUCCAUGGGGACAGCUUAAAGGCCUUUUUGGUGGGCAUUGUAGUGCCUGACCCUGAAGUCAUGCCUUCGUGGGCCCAGAAAAGAGGAAUUGAAGGGGAGUAUGCAGAGCUCUGCACAAGUAAGGAGCUGAAGAAAGCCAUUUUGGACGAUAUGGUGAGGUUAGGAAAAGAAAGUGGACUCUAUUCUUUUGAACAGGUUAAAGCCAUUUACAUCCAUUGUGAAAUGUUCUCAGUUCAGAAUGGCUUACUGACACCAACACUAAAGGCUAAGAGACCUGAACUGAAAGAGUACUUCAAAACACAAAUAGAAGAGCUUUAUUCCAUCCCCAUGUGAAGGUCAAGGAAAGUUCUUCUCAGUAUAACGGACUGUGCAGCAAUAUUAUAGUAAUCCUUGAAAGUAAUGAAUCAAAAUGAUACAGCUGAAAAUGAAUAAGCACCUGAUUUUUAUGACUGAGCCUUUUCUGUCCCAAGAGAUCUUUAACAAUAUUUUCUCUAUCAUCACUGAGUACACUUUAUUUUUUAUUAAAAUGAUAUUGUAGCACGCUGCUAAAAAGGUCUCAAAUGGCAAUGUAAAAAUCAAGAACUGUGUACCACUAAAAGUAAUAUAUUCUCGAUGUUCACA